UAAAUUAUAUGCGUCUGAAAAUACAAGGCUGUAUUCUAGCUUGUUAGUUAUUACACGUGUUUAUCUAACCAUAAAUACACUAUAACAUGUCACCCCGCAGUUAAAUUAUUAAACUUCGCCCUUCAUAACAAAUGGCAGUAGAUGCUAGCAAAAGUUAGAAUGGUGGUAACACAUUUGAAAAUUAAGAAAAUAUUUAGAUUGUUAGUUGGAUUGAUAUGUGGAGCUUUUUUUAUUCAAAUCUUAUUAUUUGAACAGUUCAAUUCGAAUUUGACAGCGGAUGUUCCUAAUACUAAUAUAGAGAAAAUAAUAUUUGAUAUUCAACUUAAUGGAAGUUCUAAUGUCAUUCCUUUGAAUGAAUUCGAUGAGAAAUAUGUUUACAGAAUCAACCCUGCCAAGUCAAUUUGUGAAACGUUUAAUUGUGACUCCCUCCAAAUUAUAUUUAUUGUGAAAUCACAUGUGUUAAACUUUGGUCAAAGAGUAGCUAUACGUCGAACUUGGGGAGGCAAGACAAUUCUUCGAUCAAAAACCGUAUUUAUUGUUGGAUACCUUGACGGCAUCGAUCAUUUGAUACAACUGGAGUCAAAUAAUUAUAAAGAUAUUGUACAGCUUAACCUACCAGAUCAGUAUGAAAAUUUAGUUUAUAAAACUAUUUAUUCUAUCUUAUGGUUGUUACAUGUAGAUGUAGAAGUGGAAUUCAUCCAUUUUGUUGAUGACGACCGUUUAGUGAAUCCAAUGAACAUUUACGAUUUCGCGAAACACAACAUUUUUUCUGCGGAUUUAGUAAUGAUAGGGUAUAAAUUGGACCUGUCAAAACCAAACAGGAAUAAGAAUUCCAAAACUUACAUUUCACCUGAUGACUAUCAAUUUACCUAUUACCCACCAUAUAUAAUUGGAGGAACUAUCUUGACAAAUAUCAAAACUGUACGAAUACUAGCAAUUGCAGUAGCAUUCAUUAAGGUUAUUCCAAUAGAAGAUGUAUAUAUAGGGAUAGUAGCAAUGAUGGCCAAUAUCAAACUGAAACAUCAUUUCAGGUUUUUACCUUACAAGGAGUCGCCUUCUAAUUUACGGAACACAGCAUCAUCUCCUGGUUAUGCAUCGACGUACAUUCUACUACGAGACUGGAAUUUAGUAAUGGCAACGGACAAUAUAAUCAAUAAGUAAAAUAAUAAAUCAGCUGUGAUGUUUCUAGAGUGGUUCAUAUUUUUAAACACAAACCAAAAGUCAAAGAAUGUACUUUUGAAUACAAGCUUAAUAUACUUUGAUAUAUUUAAAGGAUAUGCUUAGAUACCGCAGGCUAGUAAAACGAAUCAAUCUUAGAAGUUCAAAUGCAUGAACAUUGCAAACUUGUAUCAGCAUAAAAGACGCACACAUUGAACAAAUUUUCCUUGCACGCUUACGAAUUGACUUUAAUCUCCUGUAUUUUCUACAUACAUUGUUGAAAUUUUGUAUAUUCGCUGUUUUUUUAUGAGGUGAUAUAAAUACAAGUUAUCAUUUUACAUAGAGUAAUCAUUGUUUUUAGACAAAAUGAGAAACAAUUAUUCUGUAUAAGAUUAAUUCAAAUUGUUGAAACAAAAUUAAUCAGCGGUAAAAAUAUUUUAUGAAACAAGUGAAAACUUUUCAUACAUUGUAACAAUAAACCACUUUCUAGUUAUGUCCUU
This is a messenger RNA of Mytilus californianus (California mussel), 1658 nucleotides long. Its product is annotated as beta-1,3-galactosyltransferase brn-like. Gene Ontology annotation, molecular function: UDP-glycosyltransferase activity; hexosyltransferase activity. Gene Ontology annotation, cellular component: membrane. NCBI's taxonomy places the organism in Eukaryota, Metazoa, Mollusca, Bivalvia, Mytilida, Mytilidae. Bases 142 to 1161 code for a protein of 339 amino acids. The record is from RefSeq and is a predicted model, not a curated record. The transcript is spliced from 3 exons.